Solanum verrucosum is the source of this 2471-nucleotide messenger RNA. Its product is annotated as pre-mRNA-splicing factor ATP-dependent RNA helicase DEAH10. Gene Ontology annotation, biological process: positive regulation of transcription by RNA polymerase I. The coding region runs from base 119 to 2254 and encodes 711 amino acids. NCBI's taxonomy places the organism in Eukaryota, Viridiplantae, Streptophyta, Magnoliopsida, Solanales, Solanaceae. The transcript has 12 exons. The record is from RefSeq and is a predicted model, not a curated record. Gene Ontology annotation, cellular component: intracellular anatomical structure; nucleolus. Gene Ontology annotation, molecular function: ATP binding; RNA binding.
CUUGCGGCUCCUUAUGGAUUCAACUCUUCAUCGAGUAGUUGUUCAUAAUAGUGAACAAAGUUUCCACCUUUUGUUUGCAAAACUUGAAAUUAACAAGUGUUGAAACUAAUCUUGAGAUAUGCCUUCAAUGGCUGCUAACAAUUUUUCAAGAAACACUCAUCAAAAUCAAACAAAAGGGGACUUUGUUUCCAGGAAGCAAAAGAUUGAGCAGCAGAGAAAAAAUUUACCAAUUGCUGCAGUUGAAAGGAGACUAGUGGAGGAGGUGCGAAACAAUGACACACUGAUAAUUGUUGGAGAAACUGGAAGUGGAAAGACAACUCAACUACCUCAGUAUCUUUUUAAAUGGGGAUUUUGCCGUGAUGGUGGUAUCAUUGGGAUAACUCAACCUAGACGUGUGGCUGCUAUCACUGUUGCUAAACGUGUUGCUGAGGAGUGUGGCAUUCCAUUGGGUCAAAAGGUUGGAUACGCUAUUAGGUUUGAAGAUGUAACUUCUGGCCAAACAAAGAUCAAAUAUAUGACAGAUGGUUUGCUUCUGAGGGAAGCAUUAUUGGAUCCAUACCUCUCCAAGUAUUCUGUUAUUAUUGUUGAUGAGGCGCACGAGCGGACUAUCCACACUGAUGUAUUGCUUGGAUUGUUAAAGAAUGUACAGAAAGCAAGGUCAAAAUCUAUCAACGGCGUGGUAAAUACUGAUCAUAAUAAUUCUAAUAAUGGGCAUGCCCUGGAGGAAAGGAUUGACAAUCAGAAUGACGGUAUUUUGAAGUCAUGUCAAGUGAAAAAGUACAACCCAUUGAAAUUGAUCAUCAUGUCAGCCAGUCUGGAUGCACGAGUUUUCUCAGAGUACUUUGGUGGUGCAAAGGCUGUUCAUGUUCAGGGACGGCAGUUUCCUGUCGAUAUAUUCUACACCCAUAAGCCUGAGACAGAUUGCAUAGAUGCUGCUUUGAUUACUAUAUUUCAGAUACAUCUAGAGGAGGGACCUGGUGAUGUGCUUGUAUUCCUUACUGGUCAAGAGGAGAUUGAAUCCGUUGAAAGGCUUAUCCAUGAACGUCUCCGACAAUUACCCGAAUGCAGUAGAAAGCUCUUAACUUUUCCCAUAUUCUCAUCACUUCCCUCUGAGAAGCAAAUGAGGGUUUUCAUGCCUUCACCAGCUGGACAUCGUAAGGUGAUACUAGCAACAAAUAUUGCUGAGACAUCGGUGACAAUACCUGGAAUCAGGUACGUUGUGGAUCCUGGACUGGUGAAAGCCCGAACAUAUGAUCCUAAGAUGGGAGUUGAUUCAUUGAUCAUUGUCACAACAUCUAAAGCUCAAGCUCUGCAGAGGAGUGGACGUGCAGGACGUGAUGGACCUGGGAAAUGCUAUCGUUUGUAUCAAGAAAGUUUCUUUGAGAAACUUACAGAUUCUACAUUACCCGAGAUUAAGAGAUGUGACCUCUCGAAUGUUGUAUUGCAGCUCAAGGCUCUAGGCAUUGAUGAUGUCAUCAACUUUGACUUCAUUGAAAAACCAGACAGGACUGCUGUAGUCAACUCAUUGUGGUCUCUUUACUUGUUGGGUGCUGUAACAGAAGAUAAUAAACUUUCGGAUGUUGGACGUCAAAUGGCCAGGCUACCCCUUGAUCCAGUCUAUUCUAAGGCUCUCAUUGUUGCUAGCCAAUUUGGCUGCUUGAAAGAAAUGUUGAUCUGUGUUGCAAUGCUUUCAGUGGAAUCUAUUUUCUAUGCACCACGUGAAAAGUUGGAAGAGUCACGAAACUCAUUGAAAAGCUUUGCAAGUCCAGAGGGGGAUCAUCUGACAUUGCUUAAUGUAUACCGCGCUGCUGAUGAGUUCUUUCAAAAGAACAAGAUGGUACACAGUGAAGAAAAAGCUGAAAAGAAUCUUAGAAAAUGGUGCAAGGAUAAUUAUAUUAACAGUCGCUCUCUAAAACAUGCUCGUGAUAUCCACAGUCAAAUUGUGAGGAAUGUUGAACAAAUGGGUCUUUGCGUCACUUCUUGUGAAGAUGAUACGCUUCUCCUCCGCAGAUGCCUUGCUGCCUCGUUUUUUCUUAAAGCAGCUAUGAAGCAGCCUGAUGGUGCAUACAGGGUGACGUUAAGUGGUUUGAUUGUGCAAAUACACCCGUCUUCUGUCCUGUUCCGAGCCAAGCCAGAGUGUAUAGUUUUCAAUGAACUGGUUCAUACUAACCAUAGUUAUGUCCGUAAUGUCUCUAGAAUCGAUUACUUGUGGCUCAUUGAGCUGGCACCUCACUUGUAUGCCGUGCAAGACUAAAUGUGUUUCACUUGCCAUAGUUAUUAUUAGUAUCAUUUAUAUUGGUGAGAGAUCCUCUCCUUCAACAACACCUCCACAAGUGGGGUUUAGAGAGGGUGGGAUGCACGUAGACCUUACCCCUUACCUUUGGUGUGUGUAGUGGUAAAGAGGUUGUUUCCGACCCUUGGCUCGAAAGGAAUGUCAUCAAUUUUGCUUUUUGUGGUUUUAACAAUUUCUC